UUCUCAGGUCAGUGAGUCCAGAUGCAUGAGUCUGGGUCAGAGCAGACAACCUGCACCAGUCCAGCCAAUCAGACCGAGAAUGGGGACAGUGCUGAAAAGGACGAUUGGCUGAGCACUCAGACUCCAACUCCAGAGGGUUCCGGGGCUGACAGCCAGCAGCAAAACCAGGUUACCAAACUUAUUUUAUAAAGUGUGGCACAUGCUUACUUUCCACGACUAAAGCAUGUGUGUUCUCAAAUUGGCACAUUUAGCAUAUGUCUUUGUUUGUAUGGUGGGUAGGCUAGUAAACUGAGCUCUGAGCCAACAGCAGUGUAGACAGAGACUGCAUAGGCACUUUGUGAUGAAGGAGGAGGGAUCUGUGAUAUUGGUUAGUUUUGUUUAUGCACACAAGCACUCUGUCAGACUGCCAGACAGCCUAACGUUGUGUACAGCUUACUGCUCUCGGUCUCUUUCCAACCUGCGUCUCUCUAACUGCCAAAGACAACCACUGUAAAUGGAGUUGAUCAGGUUUGUCAACUUGAUUAUUGUCAUUUCAGCAACUGGCCUAUUUCUAUAUUUAGAUAGGAAAUACUUGUUUCUUUGUUUACUGGUAUGUACAUUGGUUGAAUUUGCUUGAUGGAAAGGGCUAUGUUAAAUGUUAAAAUGCAAUACUGUUCGUCACUUAUAUCUGUGCAAACUAUUGACCUAGCUAGUAAUUGUGACUUUGUUAGUCAGAAUGAUUGUGCAUGUCACUACUCAGUGACCUAACAUAUUUAUAAUGUAAUUGUGCCAAAUAAUCUGAGGUAAUUUACUUCAAUCAUAUGAACAUUUCCUUGGCUCUUUAUUGCCUCUUUCAAGCAUUUUCCCUACUCUGGUGUUGUAGUUUAUAUUAAAUUUCUCCGUUAGUGGUUGGGGUUUGGGUGUGUUGUCUGUUGCCUUUGGUUACAUCAGGUUGUUACAUCUCAGUUUAGAGAGAGAUUAAGUAUAAUGGUCUGUUAUAUGAAAAGUAUGAUCAUAUUUUCAGGGUUUCAGAAAGGCAUGUAUCUUGUCAUUGGCAACAUUAGUCUUAGAACACAGACUUCAAUAUGAGGACUAGCCCAGUGUUUACACUGUCCUUCAUGGGUAUGUGGGUUUCUAUCAUCGACAAUAACAAUAACAAAAGAUGUUUGUCAUCGACAAUAACAAAAGAUGUUUGGACUUGUCUGCCCUGCCGUCAUGGAAACAAGGAUUAGGCUAGGCGCAGGGUUUUGUUUUGUUGAUGUUGUGCAUACAAAAGAUGGCCCAUUCCCAUACCAUAUAUACAGCAACUAACAGGCACUAUCUGGCUCUCUAAAGGUUUAUUUCUGUAAUGCAGACGUUUAGGUUCAAAUCCAGCUGAUGCAAUUAUUUUACCUUCUGCUUUAAGUCAUGUAAAGCCAUAGGUCUAAUAUAUAGUAUAGGUCUAUAAGGACCUUAAUGAGCACUGAGCACCUGUGCCAGAGCACGUUUAGUCAGUGUGGGAAAGGGCGUUCUCCACAGCAAUCCAUCCACUGUUAUUGUUAGCCUAGACCCUCUGUGACAUCCUCCAGCAGGUUGUUUACUGGAUCUCAAACAGAGCCAGUCUUAGUUGGAACAUGUUUGUUUGUGGUUCAGACCUUAAUUAAAAUGCAAUGCAGAGUUCUGUUUUUGCAAAACUUGCCCUGCAUCCCUGGCUUUGUAUUCAUUAUUUAUAUAUCUAUUCAGCUUUAAUUAUUCUGUUUAUGUUUACUGUAAACAUCCCCAGAGCUGUGAGUGUAGGGCAGAGAGGGAGAGGGGGUGGUAAUUGCUGGAUGCCUGGCAGAGGCUGUUUGUUCUUCCAAAAAAACACUUUUUAAUGGUGUUGUUGGCAUUGUUUUUCUGUUAUUUUCAGGCUAGCCUAGGUCUAAUCUGUGCUCAACUUGUGUUGUUGGCAGGUUCCAGUCUCAGUGUCUAUGAUGACACCUCCGGUGGAGACUCCUCAGCAGACACUGCAGCAGGUCCUCAAUCCACAGCAGAUCCAGGCCCUGCUCCAGCAGCAGAAAGCACUCAUGUUACACCAGGUAAUCACAUAAUCACCACACUGUCUCAAUCUACAUGUAUAUGCUUUAUUGUGUAUUUUUAAAAUUGUAAUAUUAUCAGCAGCACUUUUUAGUUUGUUUCUCUGUAUUGUCACCUAUUUAUUUUACAUGAGGAUCUUAGUAAGAUGCUGAUGGCUUGAAAGUGAGAGCUGAAUUUCCUCAUGACCUUCCAUUAACUCAACAUUUCUUCUACAGCAACACAUACAGGAUCUCUGCAAGAAACAGCAGGACCAGUUCAACGCCCAGCUCCUACAGCAGAAGCAUGCUGAGAAGUCAGGGCAAGAGGUAGGCCGGCCUAUAUAUUUUCUGUCAUAUGUCUGUAUUUUGCCUUCAACCAAAUGUUGCGAUAUUGUCAACGAUACGAUAUAUUGUCAAACGAUAUCUCAAUAUGUAACUAUCGAUCCCCCCCCCCCCCCCUAUCACAGCAGCUAACGGCCCAGCACAUGGCCAUCCAGCAGCAGCUCUUGCAGGUCCAACAGCAGCACCUCCUCAGCCUCCAGAGACAGGGUCUCCUGUCUGUCCUGCCCUCCAUGAGCCCCUCUGCAGCUCAGGGUAAGUGUCUACCACCCAGCCCCUACCAUUCAUCUAUUCUUAGCUUGUUGUUGUUCUCCUCCACCAUGGCUGCUUGCAGCUAUACUUGUUGUUGUUGUUGUUGUUGGGCUAACAUAUUUUAUUUAUUCGGCUGAAUUAAUUAAGAUGAUAUGUACUUGUGUAUUUCUCCUAGGUUUAGUGAAAGGGUGUGAGAAUAGCGCAAGCCUGCCCUCUGGUGGUGAGUAUCCAGCCACUUUUCAGAAGAACCUGCUCCACAGCCAGCAGUCCACCACUAAUGGGAAUCAUAAAUCACAGCCCCUAAAGAAGAAAGACAGGUGAUUAGUCGUUCUAGAACAGUGUUUAUUCAUUAUCAUCUGACCAACCUCUUCCUGAAGUGUAACAUUGAUGAUGUGUCUCUCUGCAGAGGUCCUGUGGAUGAUCACACACAAAACACUCACCCUCUCUAUGGACACGGCAUGUGCAAAUGGUCUGGCUGUGAGGCGGUCUUUGGAGACUUUCAGGCUUUUCUCAAGUGAGUUUCUCCUCAUCUAUUAAUUUUCUCAGAGAGCCAAAUGAAGGUCCAUCUCUCUUAAUGUAAUAACAACACUGUGUUGUAGUGGCUUCUUGAGUGUUUUCUUGACUUAUCAUGGGAGUGUGUUUUUCUCCCAGACAUCUGAACAGUGAACAUACACUGGAUGACAAGAGUACAGCACAGUGUCGAGUGCAGAUGCAGGUUGUUCAGCAGCUAGAACUUCAGGUAUAGUAGACGUUUGUUUAAAUAAUGUCCAUUCAUUGUACAGUAUCGACGACAUUACAUCUUUGUUUUUUUAUCUUCUCCUCAAUGCAGUUGAAAAAAGACAGAGAGCGUCUGCAAGCCAUGAUGUCUCACCUCAAAUCCUCUGAGCAAAUGUCAAAACCAGCAACACCAACGGUAAGUCUCUGGAGUAUUAGUGGCCAUGUCUUUAAUUCAAAUCAGGUUACCAACAGUCCAAGUGUUAGCCAUAAUGGUAGAAUAAUCACUUCCAAUAUUGCAUUCCCUACAGCUGUGUUCUCUGUACUGCGUUUAAAUUAAUCGUUACAUUUGAUUUUUCAGGUGAAUCUUGUGCCUAACGUUGCCUUCUCCCAGGUGAUGUUUCCCAAGGUGCUUCCUCCCAUGAGCUUGUCUCAAAGUGCCACUGCUCCUUCCACACCCCUGACCCCUCCGCCGACGACCUCUAUCAUCACUCCCAACACCCUGCUCACUGUGAGCCCUGGGAGGAGACGGUACUCAGACAAGUACAGCAAGAACAUGAAUCAAGGUGAGUUAGCAGUGUGAUGCUGAAUCUAAUGAGGGUGGUGGGGUACAUAUUCUAUGAACUACUGUUAUGCCUGUGAUGGUUUAUCUAUUUGAUAAAAAUAUGUUUUAACAGAUAUUGUUCAGAAUAAAGAGUUCUACGUCAGUACGGAAGUUAGACCACCAUUUACAUAUGCAGCCCUAAUAAGACAGGUAAGGAAUACAUGUAUUUUAUUUCACCCUGGUUUACCCUCUGACUAAAUGUUAGCUAUACCAGUUGUUUUGUUCCUCAAAUACCGUAAGUAGUGAUGUCUAUCAUUUGCUAAUUGUAUUUCUUUGUGUUUGUAUUAUUCAGGCGAUAUUUGAAUCACCCUAUAAGCAGCUGACACUAAAUGAAAUCUACAAUUGGUUCACACGAACAUUUGCAUAUUUCAGACGCAAUGCAGCAACAUGGAAGGUAUUUGGCUAUGUCCAUUUAAGGGGUUAUUUACAUGUAUAUGAAUAUCGUUGUGCUAUGUUUAGUUGCUAUGCCAUCAGUGGACGCUGCUGAAGGGAGGACGACUCAUAAUGGCUGGAAUGGAGUCAAUGAAAUGGUAUCCAACACAUCAAAGAUGUGGUUGAUACCACUCCAUUGACUCCAUUCUAGCCAUUAUUAUGAGCCGUCCUCCCCUCAGCAGCCUCCACUGUAUGCCAUAUUCAUGAAUCUUUAGAAAUGUUCAAUGGUAUUAGAACACCUUUUAUGGAAUAAUGUUCUUGUCCUUACCUUGAAGCUGUAUGUGGUGUUAAUACUGUAUGUUCUUCUUCCUGACUCUGCAGAAUGCAGUGAGACACAACCUCAGCCUCCACAAGUGUUUUGUGCGAGUGGAGAAUGUAAAAGGAGCUGUGUGGACAGUUGAUGAGAUGGAGUUCCAAAGAAGAAGGCCCCAGAAGCCUGCUGGUGAAGGGUAAGUUUAACAUGCUUGGUCUCUACAGUAUAGCUCCCUGUAUGUCUCUGUUUCUUAACAUGUUAAACCUGCAUUUCUGUUGGUAUUAUACUUAUAGAAACCAUGUAAUUAAUAUAAAAUGUCUUGUGAGGAUAUUAUGUUUUUCCUCUAUUUCCCAGUUGGUGUGUUUGUUAAAUUGAAUAAUGUGUUUAUGUGUAACUGCAGAUCUCUCAAGAGAGAGAACACUGGCCAUGGUCACAGCUCCGCUUUCCUUACUCCUAAGGUAAGUACACGCAAUACUCUUCAGACUACUUGAAUUGAGUGCUAAACCUUUAUUUUUGUCAUUAUGCUAUAAAUCAAUGGCGUGUGUCUUUUCAGGCUGAAUGGCUAAACAGUAGUAUACCUCCAUUCAACCCAGCUUCCAUAGGCGCUCCCUCUCUGAGCUCUCUGCCCUAUAUGUUCCAGCAGGAGGAGAUGAAUGCAGCUCUCUGGUAUGGGAAUGGAUCCUACAGUGACAGCAGUGAAGAACAGUACCCUAUGCACCCUCUGUGAGUGUUUCAUCACCAUUUAAAAACUAGAUCUGGUAAUGGAGAAAUGGUUCUCAGUUUCAGAAGUCAUUAUAAGUACCUUUUUUCCUCAUCAUGACUUUUUUUCUCAGCGUAAAAGAAGAGCUAAUGGACGAGGAAGCGUAUGAGAAUGUGCCCCAUGACUGUUCUGAGACUGAGAGCUCUGAUGAGCACAGCUCAGAUGUGGACCAAGAUGAAGAUGGCGGGAGCCCAGAGAGACCCAACCUGCAGCUGGCUCAUGUGCCUUCGCAGUGAAAGAGAGACUGUAUUCCAACCUGUCAAUCUCAACUGCAAGACUCCCACAUUGAACAACUAUGAAAUAUACCAAAUGACUUGUAGAACUGCUUCAUAUCAAGUGGAAACACACAACAAUUUUCUCUGGAGGAAUUAAUUGACUAUUUUAUUUAUUGGGGAUAUUUGGUGCUCUGUUUUACUGGCAUCGUUUGUACUGGGUAUUAUCCAACCGAGCUCACAUUGAAGACAACAGAACCAAUAGAGGAAUUAUUGUAACACCGCUUGUCCUCAAAUAAUGUAUUCGGAUUGGCUUAUUGUGAGGCUGUACAACCAAUGAUGAAGCCCUAUGGGGAGCUGGUUCAGUGAUGCAGAGUUUUUUCUUUCUUCGAUGUCUUUUGUUUCACUCUUUCAUGAAUAUGUGUAUAUUAAUAACCAGAGCAUUGGUAAUAUUUAUGGACAGCACUUCAUGAAGAAUAAUGUUUUUCUCCCACAAACUUGUUUAUUUUUACCUAUGUGAGUACCAGACAACCACCAGAUAGUAAUCCUCUGUUCCAUUUGUGACAUGAUAUCAUUGAUAAUUGGUUACUUUUACACUGCCAAAAAUAUGAUUUAUGUAUAACCUUCUCUGUUGGGAUAUAAUUAUUUGUGUAGCCUACUAAUCGUAUUUUUUCCCCACUAUCCCAAACAUAGCUUUUUGGCCUUAUUUAGCAUUGUAUUGUACAUUGCCAGAGUUGUGCACUAAAAGCUGUCUGUAAUAAAUUCUGUAUAUAAAG
Coregonus sp. 'balchen' is the source of this 6354-nucleotide messenger RNA. The record is from the annotation of a GenBank genome assembly. Lineage: Eukaryota; Metazoa; Chordata; Actinopteri; Salmoniformes; Salmonidae.